AUGAAUAUUCAAGAUGCAAAGAAUGCUAAUCUACAUCUCAAACACAUACUUGAAUGGUUGACAGUGAAAUGGAGUGCCAAGCUUGAUGAUUCGCGAAACAAAAUGCAUGAAAUGGAUGUCCUUAACUCUCUACAACCCCAUUUGAAUCUAAAAAAACUUAGCAUUAUGGAAUAUGGUGGACUAAAAUUACCAUGUUGGAUAGGGGAUUCCUCAUUUUGUAAAAUGGUGGAUGUAACGCUCAUUAAUUGUAGAAAAUGCAUAUCGCUACCAUGCCUUGGACAAUUACCAUUGCUCAAAAACUUACGGAUUGAAGGAAUGGAAGAAGUGAAAAAAGUGGGUGUUGAGUUCCUUGGGGGGCCUUCUCUUUCCAUCAAAGCUUUCCCAUCCUUGGAGUCUUUAUCUUUUGUGAAUAUGCCAAAGUGGGUGAAUUGGGAGCACAGUUCUUCAUUAGAGUCGUAUCCUCAUGUUCAACAACUAACAAUUCGGAAUUGUCCUCAAUUGAUCAAGAAAUUACCCACUCCUCUACCUUCCUUAAUAAAGCUUAAUAUUUGGAAAUGCCCACAGUUGGGAAUUCCACUUCCAAGUCUUCCAUCUCUUCGUAAAUUAGAUCUACAAGAAUGUAAUGACUUGGUGGUGAGAAGUGGGAUUGACCCCAUCUCACUCACCCGCUUUACAAUUUAUGGAAUUUCAGGGUUCAACAGAUUACAUCAAGGGCUCAUGGCCUUCUUACCAGCACUUGAAGUCCUGAGAAUUUCAGAAUGUGGUGAACUGACAUAUUUGUCGGAUGGAUCAAAAAACUUAUUGGAGAUUAUGGAUUGUCCACAACUUGUAUCCUUGGAAGAUGAUGAAGAACAAGGGCUGCCUCACAGUCUUCAGUAUCUGGAAAUAGGGAAGUGUGAUAACCUGGAGAAGCUUCCUAAUGGAUUGCAGAACCUAACAUCUCUUGAAGAGUUAAGCAUCUGGGCUUGUCCAAAGCUGGUAUCAUUUCCAAAAAUAGAUUUCCUCUCAAUGCUUAGGCGGCUUAUCAUCAGAGAUUGUGAAGACCUAAAGUCUCUUCCUGAUGGGAUGAUGAGGAAUUGUAACAAGAAUAGCAGCUUGUGUCUCCUAGAAUAUUUAGAGAUCAGCUUCUGUCCAUCUCUCCGAUGUUUUCCAGAAGGAGAGUUACCAACUACUCUUAAGGAACUGCAUAUAUGUUACUGCAAAAACCUCGAGUCUCUACCAGAUGGAGUGAUGAAACAUGAUUCCAGCCCCCAGCACAAUACUAGUGGCCUUCAAGUCUUGCAAAUCUGGAGAUGUUCAUCUCUCAAGUCAUUCCCGAGAGGUUGCUUCCCUCCCACCCUGAAGCUACUUCAGAUUUGGAGUUGCAGCCAACUGGAGUUGAUGAUAGAGAAGAUGUUUCACGAUGAUAAUUCACUUGAAUGUUUGGACGUCAAUGUGAAUUCAAACUUAAAAAGCUUACCAGACUGCCUCUACAACCUCAGAAGACUUCAGAUCAAAAGAUGCAUGAAUCUCAAGUCCCUGCCGCAUCAAAUGCGAAACCUGACUUCUCUUAUGUCUCUUGAGAUAGCUGACUGUGGGAAUAUCCAGACUUCCCUAUCUAAGUGGGGCCUUAGCAGACUCACCUCUCUUAAAUCAUUCUCCAUUGCUGGCAUAUUUCCUGAAGUGGUCUCCUUUUCUAAUGAUCCGGAUCCGUUUCUUCUUCCCUCAACUCUCACCUAUCUUUCCAUUGAAAGAUUCAAAAAUCUUGAAUCCCUUACCUCCCUGGCUCUCCACACACUCACCUCCCUUCAGCAUCUAUGGAUUUCAGGGUGUCCUAAGCUGCAGUCAUUUUUGUCAAGAGAAGGACUUUCUGACACAGUUUCACAGCUAUAUAUCAGAGAUUGUCCACUCCUAAGUCAAAGGUGCAUAAAGGAGAAAGGAGAAGAUUGGCCCAUGAUUUCCCACAUCCCAUAUGUUGAAAUAAACCGCAAGUUCAUCUUUGAGCAAUAAUAAGUCAAGUUGCAGAACUUAGAAGGAGAGACCAUUCAAUACUGACCAUCUUUGCAUUCAAUAAAGCAAUGGAUGGCAAGUGACAAGUCUGUCAAGUUAUGAAAUGCCAUGAUGGGAAAAUUUCAAAAGCUGUGUUAGGCCCGUUUAUCAGAUAAGUUGGUCUGCUGAUGGUCUAUGCUGAAGUUUACCCCCCACCCCCACACUGGAAGAUAUAUCUACAUCAGUUCUUUUUCCUGAUUCAAGUUUAUUCUCCUCUGCUACUCCCCCACCGGAAAUUAUCUGGUCUUCUGCAGGGAAUACGAUAGCUGCUCUUUUGGCAAGGUGCUAUGAUAUAAGCACAGCUUUAAGGAUGAGUGGGGAUGAUGCUACCAGGGAUUAAUUAAGGCUAAUUCUAAUUCAUCAUCUCUUCUGUUAGUUCUUGUUCACAUCUACUUCUCCAGUGGAGCUAAACAUCCAGACAUUCAUUCUCCUGCAAAGGAUGAAUCCUCAGAUGGGUGGUUUAAAUGGGUCAUCCCAACCCAUGGGCAAUUCAAUAUGGGUCUAAGCCCAUUACCCUAAAGCCCAACAAGGGUGUAAAUGAGAUUAUGACCAAGUUCAAAUGUACUUCAUUUUUACUAAGAUCUUUUUGUAUUAAAUGAACAUCUCGUGAAUCAAUCUUAGUCAAUCAUCACCAAUUCGCUCACCUA
Vitis vinifera (wine grape) is the source of this 2675-nucleotide messenger RNA. RefSeq names its product putative disease resistance protein At3g14460. The record is from RefSeq and is a predicted model, not a curated record. Lineage: Eukaryota; Viridiplantae; Streptophyta; Magnoliopsida; Vitales; Vitaceae. The transcript is spliced from 3 exons. Bases 1 to 1989 code for a protein of 662 amino acids.